AUGCAGCUGCAUCUCAGGCACCAGCUGAGCCAGCAUCAUCAGGUCGGGUCACCAUGGGGAACUGCUGCGAGGCCAUCGUCAAUGUCCGAAAGAACACCAACGUGCGGGUCAGCCUACCCGCUGUCUGCUUCGUGUGGCAGAUUGCGAUGGUUAUCCUCUUUGGAGUGUUCAUCCGCUACGAUGACGAGUCAGACGCUCACUGGGAGGAAUUCAAAGCAGAAAAUAAUAUCACCAGCGAUAUUGAGAAUGACUUCUACUUCAGAUAUCCCAGUUUCCAGGACGUCCACGUCAUGAUCUUUGUCGGAUUCGGUUUCCUGAUGACCUUCCUGAAGCGUUACAGCUUUGGUGGAGUGGGCUUCAACUUCCUGAUUGCCGCCUUUGGCCUGCAGUGGGCUCUCCUCAUGCAGGGCUGGUUCCAUGCCCUGGACCCAAAUACUGGAAAAAUUACCAUCGGAGUAGAGAGUUUGAUCAAUGCCGACUUUUGCUGCGCCGGCUCUCUGAUUGCCUACGGUGCCGUGCUGGGUAAAGUCAGUCCUGUCCAGACGCUGGUUUUCACCUUGUUUGGUGUCACGCUCUUUGCCGUAGAGGAGUACAUCAUCCUUGACCUCCUGCACUGCAGAGAUGCUGGGGGCUCCAUGGUGAUUCACGCCUUCGGGGGAUAUUACGGUCUGGCCAUCUCCUGGGUGCUGUACCGACCCAAACUUAAACUAAGCAAACAGCUGAAUGGAUCGGUGUACCACUCGGAUCUGUUUGCCAUGAUCGGUACAUUGUUCCUGUGGAUGUUCUGGCCCAGUUUCAACUCGGCCAUCACAGAUCACGGCGCCGGUCAGCACAGAACUGCCAUCAACACAUACAUCGCCCUGGCGUCAUCCGUCCUCACCACCGUCGCCAUAUCGAGCGCGUCGCAAAAGAAAGGCAAACUAGACAUGGUGCAUAUCCAGAACGCCACUUUGGCUGGCGGCGUUGCUAUGGGAACCGCAGCUGAGUUCAUGAUCAUGCCGUACGGAGCACUCAUUGUGGGCUUCCUCACUGGCAUCAUCUCCACUUUCGGAUACCUUUUCAUCACGCCCUUCUUUGAAAAAUACCUGAAGCUGCAGGACACAUGUGGUGUGCACAACCUGCAUGCUCUUCCGGGCAUGCUUGGUGGCUUUACUGGCGCAAUUGUUGCCGCUGCAGCCACUGAAAGUGUCUACAGCGCACAGGGAUUGAUCGACACCUUUGACUUUGAAGACGAGUUUGCUGGCAGAUCUGUGGGCACGCAAGGUGGCUUCCAGGCUGCUGGCACGUGUGUUGCUAUUGCUUUUGGACUCGUAGGAGGAGCGCUUGUCGGUCUCAUCCUCAGGAUCCCAAUUUGGGGCGACCCUGCUGAUGACAACUGCUUCGACGAUGAAGUCUACUGGGAGGUCCCCGAGGAGGACGAGGAGGGGAGCAUCCCUCCGGUGCUGGAGUAUAACAACCACAUGAUCGAAAAGCACCAAGACCUAUCUGAAUCCAACUUCUCUGUGGAGCAGAGCUAGACACACAGUGGUUGAUCCCAAAGGACUUGACAGCACAAUAAACAAAUUGGAAAGAUAGACACAAUUGGUUCAGACGAAGGAACAUCCGUCAGAGUUUCGAAAGCGUAACAUCUGUAAUGAAUUACUUAUGACCGUGAGAAGAAUUCUGAAAUCCUCGUGUGUGAGUGUGUCAAUCAGAAUGUAUUCGUUCAAAAUAUUAUGAUAUAUGCAUUUGUAAAUUGUAGCGUUUGUUCAGAAAAUUGAAGAUGUUUGUAAGAAGUGUAGAGUUAAAUUGUUCCUAACAGUCAAAUUGUCCCAUCUACUUGUUAUGGUGGCUCAAGUUUUCGUGAUUAUGUAUGACAGUGUGUGCUCAAUUAUUGUACAAAUAGUGUUGUAUUAUUCUUCUGUUUCAAAUUCUUGAAUCACUUGAAAUUUCAAAUUAAAGAUGUCACAUUAUUA
Syngnathus typhle (broad-nosed pipefish) is the source of this 1955-nucleotide messenger RNA. RefSeq names its product Rh family, C glycoprotein a (gene rhcga). Bases 54 to 1517 code for a protein of 487 amino acids. Gene Ontology annotation, molecular function: ammonium channel activity. NCBI's taxonomy places the organism in Eukaryota, Metazoa, Chordata, Actinopteri, Syngnathiformes, Syngnathidae. Gene Ontology annotation, cellular component: plasma membrane. The transcript has 11 exons. The record is from RefSeq and is a predicted model, not a curated record. Gene Ontology annotation, biological process: ammonium homeostasis; ammonium transmembrane transport.